GCUCCUACAAGCAAACAGAGAAACCAAAAAAUGAGAACCCAUUCGCCCACUGCGGCCUCAUCGCUUCUUUCUCUCUUCUCUGUCUUCUCUCUUUACUUCUUUGCUUCAUCUUCAUCAUCUGUAACUCCCGAAACCCCCACUAUCACCAUCCCCCUCUCUCCAUUGUUCACCAAACACCCAUCCUCAGAUCCUAUCAAGACCCUCUAUUAUCUUACCUCUGCUUCUCUAACCAGGGCUCGCCAUCUCAAGAGGCCGAAAUCCCCUUCUCCUCUCCCCAAAAUACAAGUCUUCCCACACGGCUAUGGAGGCUAUUCCAUAUCCCUCAGCUUUGGUACACCCCCGCAAACCCUACCUUUUAUUUUGGACACAGGCAGUAGCCUCACCUGGUUCCCCUGCACCUCACGCUAUCUCUGCGCCAAUUGCGCCUCCCCCAGCGUCCACCCGGCCAAAAUCCUCAAAUUCAUUCCAAAACUAUCGUCCUCUUCGAAGAUUCUGGGUUGCAAAAACCCCAAAUGCGCCUCAUUUUUUGGCCCAGAUGUCCAGUCUCGGUGCCAAGACUGCAGUCCAGCUUCACAAAACUGUUCACAGAGUUGCCCUCCUUACGUAAUUCAAUACGGUUUAGGGUCAACCGCCGGAUUACUUCUUUCGGAGGCACUGGAUUUUCCCGUGAAGACCUUCCCCAAUUUUCUUGUCGGGUGCUCAAUUUUCUCAACCGGCAUACCCGUCGGCAAUGCCGGUUUUGGUCGUAGUUCCGAAUCGUUGCCCUCACAAUUGGGUCUCAGUAGAUUCUCCUACUGUCUGCUGUCCCGCCGCUUCGACGACACCAUGGAGAGCAGCGACCUUAUUUUGUAUGGUGGGUCCGGUUCGACCAAGACCCCGGGCCUUAGCUACACGCCGUUCCGCAAAAACCCAGUUUCCAACAACACUGCAUUCCGGGAAUUCUACUACGUAACCCUUCGUAAAGUCAUCGUGGGCGACAGGACCGCGAAGAUCCCGUACAAAUUUCUGGUGCCCGGGGCUGACGGUCACGGCGGGACUAUAAUGGACUCUGGAACGACCUUCACCUUCAUGGAAAAGCCGGUCUUCGACGCUGUGGCGAAGGAGUUUGAAACUCAGAUGGCUAACUAUACUAGAGCUGUUGACAUCGAAGCCCAGUCCGGUUUAGGGCCGUGUUUCAAUAUUGGGGGUAAGAAAAACCUGAUUAUUCCGGAUUUAACCUUUCAAUUUAAGGGUGGUGCGAAGUUGACCUUGCCGCUUGGGAAUUAUUUUUCGUUUGUUCGUAAUUCGAGCGUCGUCUGCCUGAUCAUUAUCACCGACGACGUGCUCGGUUCGGGCCCCAGUGGCGGGCCGGCCAUUAUAUUUGGUAGUUUUCAGCAGCAGAAUUUGUACGUGGAAUACGAUCUGGAAAAUGAGAGGCUUGGCUUCCGGAAACAAAGUUGCAAGAAGUGAGCUGGCGCAGCAAUGGGACAACUACAAUAAUAGUAGUAGAGCUCCAAAAAUAAGAACUUCCAAAAAAGAAAAGUAGUGGUGGAGUUGCAUUAUUGGAUGGGCCUGAUCAGUAUGUGCACGAUGCUCUGCGAAUUUUAAACAGAUGUUGGGGUGACGGCGGCGGCGGCGGCGGCGGCGGCGGCGGAAUAUAUAUAUAUAUACGGUAUAAUUAGUAGACGGAAGUGUAACGAGCAAUAUGUAUGAGUGUGUAUAUAUAUAUAUAUAUAUAUAUAUGGAAGUGUAAUAAUACUAGAGGCUAUCCUCAUAAUGUCCAAAUAAUAAUUAUUUUUUUAUCAAACAAUUAUU
Messenger RNA from Juglans regia (Persian walnut), 1794 nucleotides. Its product is annotated as probable aspartyl protease At4g16563. Gene Ontology annotation, molecular function: aspartic-type endopeptidase activity. Lineage: Eukaryota; Viridiplantae; Streptophyta; Magnoliopsida; Fagales; Juglandaceae. The transcript has a single exon. The record is from RefSeq and is a predicted model, not a curated record. Gene Ontology annotation, biological process: proteolysis. Bases 31 to 1449 code for a protein of 472 amino acids. Gene Ontology annotation, cellular component: extracellular region.